GGGUCACGGAGCGUGACAUGUGUAGUCCCCUUUUGCGCUUCAAACUGUAAUAAGUCUUCAUGCUACAGCUUGAGUAUUUGAGUCUAUCAUUCCCUAUCAAAUUGUCUUUUAUUCCCCUCGUCUAUGAGUUGGAUUUUGUUCAGAUUCGCGUCGAAGUCGCAAAAGUCAACGGCGCUAUUGUACCUCGUCAGGAACCCCCUUACCAUCCAUCCCUAGAUGAAAACCUAACCUCCAACCCCAUCCUAGCUUCAUUUGUUUUUUUUUUGUCUUUAGUAUACCCCCAGUCCUCCUACAGCCACAAUGCUUUCCCCCGGCCCCAUCACAACCCCAUUAACCACCCUCCUGGGCAUCCAGCACCCCAUCCUGCUAGCCGGCAUGGCGCGCACGUCGGGCGGGCCCCUGGCCGCAGCCGUGUCCAACGCCGGCGGGCUCGGCGUGAUCGGGGGGUUCAUGUACACCCCCGACCAGCUCCGCGACAUCAUCGCCGAGCUCAAGGCCAACCUGCGCGACCCGGGCCUGCCCUUCGGCGUCGACCUGGCCCUGCCGCAGCUCGGCGGCUCCGCGCGCAGGACCAACCACGACUACACGGGCGGCAAGCUCGACGAGCUGAUCGACAUCACCAUUGCGUCCGGCGCGAAGCUGUUUGUAAGCGCCGUGGGCGUGCCCCCCAGGGAAACCAUCGACCGCCUGCACGCUGCCGGGAUCCUGGUCAUGAACAUGGUCGGCCACCCAAAGCAUGCCGUCAAAGCGCUCGACCUCGGCGUUGACAUGGUAUGUGCCCAGGGCGGCGAGGGCGGGGGUCAUACGGGUGACAUUGCAAGCAGCGUGCUGAUCCCCGCCGUGGUGGACGUUGCGCGGCGGUACAGGCCGCCGUUGCUGCGGGGCCAGACGGCGCUGGUGGUGGCGGCGGGCGGCAUCUGCAACGGGCGCGGGCUGGCAGCGUCGCUGAUGCAGGGCGCGGCGGGCGUGUGGGUGGGCACGCGCUUCGUGGCGAGCGUCGAGGCCGGGUGCAGCGCGCAGCAUAAGGAAGCUGUGGUCGAGUGCGGUUUUGAGGAUACUGAGAGGACGUUGGUGCUGAGCGGGCGGCCGUUGAGGAUGAAGACAAACGAUUACAUCCGCAGGUGGCACGCCCAGCCGGACAGGAUUCAGGAACUGUGCAGUAAAGGGGUCGUGCCCAUCGAGCACGACUUGGAGGAGGGGAACGAGAUUGAUGUGCCGCAUCUUAUGGGCCAGGUGGCGGGCGCUAUCACGAAAGUGCAGCCCGCAGGGGAGAUUGUCGCAGAGAUGGUGGUCGAGGCGGUAGACAUGUUGAGGCUGGGAACAUCGUAUCUGAAUGAAAACAAGGGGAGCAAGUUGUGACGGGUGAACAAUAUCUGUGCCUGUUUCCUCAACGCCCAUCUAAGGCCAACCAUGUCCAUAUUCGGUCCGUACAAACUUGACUCUCGCUUCACAAUUUCCUAGCAGGCCAAUCCAAUUUCCAGCAUCGAGGU
This is a messenger RNA of Canariomyces notabilis, 1490 nucleotides long. Its product is annotated as 2-nitropropane dioxygenase. The record is from RefSeq and is a predicted model, not a curated record. The transcript has a single exon. Gene Ontology annotation, molecular function: nitronate monooxygenase activity. Lineage: Eukaryota; Fungi; Ascomycota; Sordariomycetes; Sordariales; Chaetomiaceae. The coding region runs from base 301 to 1359 and encodes 352 amino acids.